CUUUGACAGCCAAUCUCAACCAAUCAGAAUUAAGGAAAGUUGUCAGAUCUGACAACUUGCCAGACAAAAGUGUUACUGUUAUUAAUGAAACACUCCCCAGAUUUGAUCUGUGGAAAAAAAAUGUGUUUUAAAAAUAAGGUUUUCUUAGUAAUAGUGUUAGAGAACCCUGCCCCUACAAAUAAUUUCCCUACUACUCGUCCACCAGUACUUCGCGCUGUAUAGAUCAGGGCCGCUAGCUGGUAAACAUAUCCCGUAUACUCGUCGACCGAGUCUACUCUCAAGACAGCCGAAAUCUGUGCGAGACGAUUUGACUACACGACUCGGAUGCCACACGGUUUGCAUUUAGACAUUAUUGCAAUUGCCAAAGCCCAAAGACAAGCUGAAGCAAUAAAAAAAAUUGAGGUAAUUUGGAUCUACAUCAAUUGCAUGCAAUUUUGCAGACUUAAAUUAAGGACGCGAGCUUACGGAGCUUACCUUACCGUACUUUUAGAGAGCGGCCGAGGGCAAUGGCUGGUGUGGACAGUGAUCAUAGCAGUAGCUCUACUGAAGAUGAUGACUACGUUCCUUCUGGUGAAGAUGAGAGCUUUGAUGAACUAGAAGGUACAGUUGAAGAAGAAGAGAGCAUCCAUGAGAAAGGUGUAGGAAAACAGAAGAAGAAAGGAUCAAAAGUUUCAACUAGCAGGAGGAGAAGAGGGUGGUCAGCUCUAGCAGAUGAAGGAAAGGGUGAUGAUGCCAACGAUGAAGCAUCCAGUAUUCAACGUGAGCUUCAAGAAGCAGAAAAAGAAGAAGCUAGAAGGAAAAAGGAGGAAGCAGAAAAGAAGAGAGCUGAUGAUCUGUGGAGUAGCUUUUUGAGUGGUGUUAAUCAAAAGCCUAAAUCUUCUCAAAUACAAAAUAACAAAUCUGCUAAAUCUGUGACACCAUCUCCUAAAAAGACAUCUUCCAAUGAGUCAGCAACUCCAACUUCACAAACAAAUGGGAGCAAGGCAGACAGCACUCUUAAAAUAACUAAAGUUUUUGACUUUGCUGGAGAAAAAGUAGAAGUCACCAAAGAAGUAUCUGCUUCCUCAAAAGAAGCGAAGAAUUACAUCAAAGAGCAGGAGGAGAAGGAUGGUCCUGCCAAGUCCACCACUAUACCAGGGAGUUCUAACACUGGGUCGGCAGUACUUCCCAACUCACCUGCUUCAUCAUCAAAACCAACUAUUUCUUCAGGGUUAAAACGAUCUGGUGGUGGACUAGGAAAUGUCUUAGGUCAAAUUGGCAAAAAGCAGAAAAUUAGUACACUGGAAAAAUCUCGCUUAGAUUGGGAGAGUUUCAAGAAUAAAGAAGGGAUCGCAGAUGAACUGAAAAUACAUAAUAAAGGCAAAGAUGGAUUUGUGGAGAGGCAAAGAUUUUUGCAGAGGGCUGACGUUAGGCAGUAUGAGAUUGAAAGAGAUCUACGAAUGGCACAGACAAAGAUCUUGAGAUGAUGACAUCAUCUUGACAUUGAUGUAGAUAUCUGGAUGAUGUGAAUAUUUCCUAAUAUACUCAGGCUGAUGGUGCAUGAUCCAUCUAACUCAUCUCCUCGUUACUGACCCAAAGCAUUGAAUAUGAAAUGAUUUCUCUGAUGAUCAGUUGCUUAAUUCACUGGGUAGUAGUUCAUGUAUAGGAGUUCAUCAAUGAAUGGAGUCAAUAUCAAUUAUUUCAUCUUCAGGCUACAAGUCAUACUACUAGCAGAUCAUGAUUCUAGCCCUAGCGUUGGCAUAUCCAGAUUCCAUUUCAGUAACAUUUUAUCUUUGAAUGGAUUACUUGGAUACAUUGGUGUAUGCGCUCCACUGGACACUUUUAGGGAGUGCAAAAAUAACCAAGUACUGUACUAGCCAGUAGCAUCAAAAGUUUAAAGGAGUAGGAUUUCAGCGCUUACCUUGGUCACUGUUUUUCCUAAAUCUGCUGCUGCUUAGGUAAUACAAUAGAAGCAAUGUUAUUGGUGAUAUUAACAACAAUAUAGGGGUCAGAGAUUUCAGAUAAUUCUUCCUGACACAAUUGUGAAUGAUUCUAUUGGGACUCUGAAAUGGCUGCGUCUUGUACAAAAAAGUGACCUACAUGACUAAAGAAAUUGAUCAGAUUUUAAUAGAGAGUGCCAAAUGGAUCUUGUGAAUACUUUUGUCGAAGGUGAGGUAUACUGAUAAAUGAAAGGUUGACUUUUGUGAAAUACUUCAUAUGUGAAAAGAAAGGAAUUUAAAGAACAGCAAUGUCGGGGUCUACCAAUUUGACCAAAGCUCCUUUUGAGAUCAAAGGCCUCUGAAAUUCACUUUUGUUUGAAUUAUUAAUGUAUUUCAAAAACUCAUAUUUCAAUAUUUUGGGGGCAAGUUCACUUUUCAAAAGGACACAUUUUUGUAUUUAUAGCAAAAAUAUGUCAAAGGCCAGUAAAAGGAACAAUCAAUAGGGUAUCCAAGGUUAUGGCUUUAGAUGGUCUUAGAUUUAUUCAGGCCCUGCUGGUGUGUAGAUUUAUUUGACCAUGAGGCCAUAAAAUGUGAGACUUAAAAGAGCACAGCAAGACAUUUUUAUAUCUUGCUGAUGUACUGUUAGGGAUUGCAUUGUGAUCUUUUUGUCUCCUGAGCCUUUACUUUCUAAGAUGCUUAUUCACUGCAAAGAAAUUUACAAUUAGCUUUUGAAGAGUCCAAAUCACAUGAGUCCAUUAUUAUAUUAGUUGAAUGUAAUCAGGAGAUCAGUCUGUGCUUAUAUUGCCCACUUUUUGUAGAUAUUAUAAUGUAAAAUUCUGUGUCAGUCAAAACUUUUUUGGGGUAUUUUGACUAUGUUAAACUCAUAUUUUGUAAAGAUCUUAUUUUGUUCAAAGAUUGCACUUUAAAAUACAGCUAUAAAAGGAUGUAACUCUUAUCUUUGUUUUUUAUUUUUAUAAAAACGGGUCAAUUGUGUAAUUAUUACAGUCUAACUUAUUAUGAUUUUUAUGAUUACUCAUCUAAAAAUACCACAAUCAUAUUUUGAAGGAGGCAAAUAAUGCUAGAAUUGCAUUAUAACCUAAUUUUAUAUUGAAAGAAAACCUUAUCGUGUAGAAAUGCAUCUAAACGUGUUUUCUAUAUAAAGGCAGUUGAUGUAUGUUAGGGUAUCUGUUAUACGUUGAUAUUUGUAAGCUGUGAAAUAUACCAGUAGUCUUUUCAAGAUUUUUUUUUAUGAAGCAGAAGAAUCAAUCUGAAUUCAUCAUUUAUUUGGCCUUCAGCAACUUUUGUUUUGCUGUUUCUUUGUUUAUUUUUUAAGAAAAUAAUAUAAAACAGUAAAUAGUGA
Molecule: messenger RNA, 3279 nt
Organism: Lytechinus variegatus (green sea urchin)
Lineage: Eukaryota; Metazoa; Echinodermata; Echinoidea; Temnopleuroida; Toxopneustidae
Gene: cfdp1
Product: craniofacial development protein 1-like
Exons: 9
Coding region: 507-1466 (319 amino acids)
Source: RefSeq, a predicted model, not a curated record